AUGAUGAAUAAUAACCACGCACAUAUGAAUGGGAAUAGUACUGCACAUGUGAAGGUGCGACCUGCUUCGCAUGCUGGAUCAUGGUAUUCUGAUGCUCCAGGGGAGCUCGAUCAACAAUUAAGUGGCUGGUUAAGGGAUGCAGGUUCAAAUGUUGGCUCGGCUAGAGCAAUAAUCUCACCGCAUGCUGGAUAUACUUACUGUGGAGAGACAGCUGCUUUCGCCUUCAAACAAAUUAUACCUGACAAAAUAAAAAGAAUUUUUGUCCUUGGUCCUUCUCAUGUUGUGGCACUCGCAGUCAGUGAACAACUUAUCAACUCUCACGGUUCUGACGCAUUUGAAUGGAUGUCGACGAGAAAUGAGGAAGCUGAACAUAGUUUGGAAAUGCAAAUGCCGUUUAUUGCUAAAAUUAUGGAAAGCCGCCCCCUCGGAAGCUUCAAAAUUGUGCCAAUACUUGUAGGCUCAUUAAGUACUACACGCCAACAAUUUUAUGGACGUAUUUUUGCCAAUUAUCUUGCUGAUCCAACGAAUUUAUUUGUUAUUUCUUCUGAUUUUUGUCAUUGGGGACAACGUUUUCGUUAUACCCCAACUGAAUCGGCAGGUGCUCGACCAAUUUACGAACAAAUUACAACACUUGAUAAACAGGGAAUGGAUGCAAUUUCAACUUUGGACCCUUCAAUGUUUAAUGAAUACCUCAAAAAAACUCAAAAUACAAUUUGUGGUCGUAAUCCAAUUUGUGUUUUAUUACAGGCCUUUAAUCAUUAUCAACAAACAAAUAAUGUGACAGCAGAACUUCGAUUUUUGAAAUAUGCUCAAUCAAAUAAGGUUCGCUCAUUAACUGAUUCAUCAGUUUCAUAUGCCGCAGGUGCCCUUUUUAUUAAUCCGCGCAACUGA
Messenger RNA from Meloidogyne enterolobii, 891 nucleotides. Lineage: Eukaryota; Metazoa; Nematoda; Chromadorea; Rhabditida; Meloidogynidae. The record is from the annotation of a GenBank genome assembly.